GAUUUCAAAAUAAUAUAUUAUUCAGGCUACACCACCGUCCUUCUUGAUUCUGAAGCAAAUUCUAUAACUGUAUCUCCCCUCUAAAAACACACUUCUGUGACAGAGGACGAUAUCAUCACGUACGCAAUUGUUACUAGUGUCUGUAGAUCAUAGUUUGCAGAAACAAGUGGUGUUGAUAAGUGUUUCUUUAGUUGUAUCCAUAACAAUAACUAGAAAGUGCUACAAGUUUUAUUUAAAGAUUUUUAAAAGACUUCUUAAGCUUUCUCUUGUGAAGGAUAGUGGGAGUUAUUUUACUUGGCAUCGUAUUUUAAUCCUGUCCUGCAAAUAUUGUCUAAAUAAAUUGGAUUUAUGCUCCAUUGGGAAAGGAUAGAAUCUUUUCGUUUAUGAAUCUAGGAAUAAAGUAACUUUUCUUAUUUUCCCGAAACACGUUAUAACAAAAUAUACGUAUUUUUAUUGGUCAGCAUUUAUUAUAUAUAUUGUUCCUAUACAAACAAGAAAGGUACAUAAUGAAAGAAAUAGAUCUUGAAUGAUCCUUUUGUUAAGGAUAGUGGGAAUUGAUUUUACAGAAAAUGUAUAACAAAAUAUGCGUUUUUUUAUUGGUCAGAAUUUAUUAUAAAUAUAGUUCAUAUACAAACAAUAAACGGGAGAAUUUGAUGCUUUAUCGGCGUGUAACUGUAUGUCACUGUGCUGUUCCAUGUUAGGACAACGGCCAAUAGUCGGACGAUGAAUUGAUCAGUCAAAUUUGACUGGUCACUCUGGAGGUUGGGUAGGGUGUCCAGGCCCAAAGAAUACAUGAUGAAAACAUUUACAGUUCACCCGAUGAUUACAAAAGUUUACUUUGUUUAUAUCAAAGAGCAACAUUAACAAAAUCAAUCACCAAAAAAAACAUGUUUGAGUUGAAGUGUGGUGUGCUAAAUAGGUUAGUUGGACUACAUCCCUCAACAAGUCAAAAAAACAACAUAUUUUUUCCAUCUGUUGUUGCUGAAAUAUUAGAGCUUUAGAUACCUUUAGCUGUACAAGGCAGAUCUUAUAUCAAAUUAGAAAACUCCAAUUUUCUCUCACAGAGUCCUAUAAUUUCGUUCAAUUUUUCAGCAAUGUCAAACGUUUGUCUCCAGUUAGUCACUGUCAAAAAAUGGGCUUUUAGUCAUUACACUGGAUUUAAUUUUGGAUAGGAUAAUACAUUACAACCUUUUUAAAUGACAAUAUGUUUUGUAAUACUUAUAAACCAUCCGUGCAGGUAACUGCAAUUAUGAAGAUAAAAUUUAAAAUGAUGUAUUAUUUGUACAAAAAGAUCUUUUAAAAUUGUACCAGCUGCACAACAACGUGAAAAAACCGAUUUUUUAUAUAAAACAUUUGCCACCCACUUGAGUGCUCGAUAAAUAUUCUUAAAAAAGAAAAUUAAUUGAAAAUCGCUGAUACCAACAUACGCCUGAGGAGUUGGAGGCACUAGUCAUAGAACAACUUUCAAUGUUUCGUUUGUAAAAUAAACAAACACACUUUCUUCAAUUAUAUAAUUAUUUAAAUAGUUUCAAGUUUCAUUUCAAAAGAUAUUAUCAUUGAGUCUACGUGACGUUUCAGCCUUACAAUGUUCAAAUUGAAAACGUUUCUUUUGGUGAUUUGCCUAAUUCACUACAGUCAAGAAAUAUUUUUUCGAAUCAGAUUUAGACGACGCACAUCGCCAACUGUUUGUCGAGACAGAAGCGUAAAUUGUAAAUAUCACAUCCAAAAUUGUCAAACCAACAGUGAUGUACGUUACUAUUGUCAAAAGUCAUGUGGAUUAUGUGGAACAACUACAAGACAACCAACAAUUACAAAACCAGCAUGUGUUGAUCCACCACAAUGCGACUAUUAUACUAAAGGCGUAAAAGAACUUGUGUGCGCAGCUCCAUUGAUACAGAUACAAUGCCGUGCUUUAUGUGACAAUUGCGGUAAAUGGACAACGCCAACGAAAACGACAACAAAACCAACAACAAAACCAACAACAAAACCAACAACAACAACAACAAAAACAACAACAAAAGCAGCAACAACAACAAGUAAAGCAACUACUAGAAAAAUUACUACAACGACGAAAGCAUUGUGUGGGAUAUCCUCGAUAAGAAGUGCUCGGAUUAUCAAUGGAAACAUUUCCAAACCAGGAGAAUGGCCUUGGCAAGCAGCUUUACUAAGAGACGAUGUUUUUAUCUGCGGUGGAGUGCUCAUAUCACCGACGUGGGUACUAACGGCCGCACAAUGCAUUGAUCGCAUAUCAGUGUCUUCCAUUAAAGUAGUACUAGGAGAACAUCAUCGCGAAGUACCCUCUGGAAAUGAGCAAAUAAUUUCUGCUGCACAUUUUGAAACGCAUGGAAAAUAUAACCAACCAACAAAUUUAAACAACGACAUUGCAUUGAUAAGAUUGUCAAAACCUGCACGUUUAAAUAAAUACGUAAAACCUAUAUGUUUGCCACAGCAAGGAACGAAACCUGGAAAAGCAGGGAGGUGUUAUUUAUCUGGCUGGGGAAAAUCUACUCAACCGGGAAAUCAUGUCAGAGAAUUGCAUCAUGGAAAAUUGUCCAUCGUAGAGUAUGGUAAAUGCAAAAAAUCCAACUCUAAGUACGUUCCAAUAACUCCUCAAAUGUUAUGUGCAACUGGUGAAAACAUGGCUUCUGGUUGCUUCGGAGAUAAUGGUGGACCGUUUGUUUGUCAGGCUGCGGAUGGACGUUGGACACUGCACGGAGUAUUUAGUUGGGGAUCUCCACGGUGUUCGGCUUCCGAUGCUUACUCAGUCUUUGCGCGAGUGUCAGCAUUUCGUCAAUGGAUUGACAGAUUUGUGUAAUUAUUGAUUUAUAUCAAUCUUAUUAUUGUCAAUAAAUCUUUUUGUUUCAA
Hydractinia symbiolongicarpus is the source of this 2865-nucleotide messenger RNA. Its product is annotated as chymotrypsin-like elastase family member 3B. Lineage: Eukaryota; Metazoa; Cnidaria; Hydrozoa; Anthoathecata; Hydractiniidae. The coding region runs from base 1586 to 2815 and encodes 409 amino acids. Gene Ontology annotation, molecular function: serine-type endopeptidase activity. The record is from RefSeq and is a predicted model, not a curated record. The transcript is spliced from 8 exons. Gene Ontology annotation, biological process: proteolysis.